GGGCGGGGCAGGUUGGUGGGCGGAGGCGCGCCGUGCCGGGUGCCGUAACUCCGGUCGCGGUGGCUUGUACGUCUGUAGCUGUCGUCGUCGCUUUUCUCUCAGGUUUAUGGUGCACCCGUGAAGCAGGCUUUGGGGCCUUCUGUCCGAAGCGGCCUCGGGAUGGAGCAUAUUCGCACGACCAAGGUUGAACAAGUGAAAUUACUUGACCGGUUCAGCACAAGCAACAAGUCAUUAACAGGAACACUCUACCUUACAGCAACACAUCUAUUAUUUAUAGAUUCUCUUCAGAAAGAAACUUGGAUAUUGCAUCAUCACAUUGCUGCAGUAGAGAAACUUGCUUUGACCACUGCUGGAUGUCCCCUUGUGAUUCAGUGUAAAAACUUCAGAAUAGUACAUUUCAUUGUUCCAAGAGAAAGAGAUUGCCAUGAUAUUUAUAACUCUUUGCUACAACUUUCAAGACAAGCAAAAUAUGAAGACCUCUAUGCAUUUUCUUAUAAUCCCAAGCAAAAUGAGUCUGAACAGGUUCAAGGUUGGCAACUCAUUGACUUGGCUGAGGAAUAUAGAAGAAUGGAUGUUCCCAAUUUAAACUGGAAGUUAUCUGAUGCAAACCAAGACUACAAGAUUUGUGAAACCUAUCCCAGAGACCUUUAUGUUCCCCGAGCAGCAAAUAAACCAACAAUUGUUGGUAGUUCCAAGUUCCGGAGCAAAGGAAGAUUCCCAGUAUUAUCAUAUUAUCAUCAAGAUAAACAGGCUGCCAUUUGCAGAUGCAGUCAACCUCUCUCAGGUUUCAGUGCCAGGUGUCUGGAGGAUGAACACAUGUUGCAAGCCAUCAAUAAAGCCAACCCAAGCAAUCGGUAUAUGUAUGUCAUGGACACCAGACCUAAACAUCGCAUGCAGAGCUGGUGGGCUUCAAAAAAGGACAUUGGCAGAAUUGUAGUGAGGAUUUCUUCAAAAAUCUGGAGAGAUGAGAAAAUAAGAGAAAGCGAUGAGAAAGCGCGACUGAAUGCCAUGGCUAACAGAGCAGCUGGAAAAGGUUAUGAAAAUGAAGACAACUACUCUAACAUUAGAUUCCAGUUCGUUGGAAUUGAAAAUAUUCAUGUAAUGAGAACUAGUUUGCAGAAACUAUUAGAAGUCAAUGGGACUAAAGGUCUUUCUGUGAGUGAUUUCUUUUCGGGUUUGGAGAGUUCUGGAUGGCUUCGUCACAUCAAAGCUGUUUUGGAUGCUGCUAUCUUCUUAGCCAAAGCAAUAGUGAAUGAAAGUGCAAGUGUGCUGGUACAUUGUUCUGAUGGUUGGGACAGGACCUCGCAAGUUUGUUCCCUUGGAACUCUCUUAUUGGAUUCCUAUUAUAGAACAAUCAAAGGAUUCAUGGUUUUGAUAGAGAAAGACUGGAUCUCAUUUGGACACAAAUUUUCAGAUAGGUGUGGCCAUUUGGAUGGUGACCCAAAGGAAGUUUCACCAGUGUUUACUCAGUUUUUGGAAUGUGUGUGGCAUUUGACAGAACAAUUCCCACAAGCUUUUGAAUACAAUGAAGCAUUUCUUCUUCAGAUCCAUGAGCAUGUCCAUUCAUGCCAAUUUGGAAACUUCCUUGGGAAUUGUCAAAAAGAAAGAGAAGAUCUCAAGUUGAGAGAGAAGACUUAUUCCUUGUGGCCCUUUCUUUUGGAUGACCAAGAAAAGUACUUAAAUCCUUUCUACACUCCCAGUUCUCAGAAAUUUACAGUACUGGAGCCUAAUACAGUGCCUUUCAACUUUAAAUUUUGGAGGAAUAUGUACCAUCAGUUUGACCGAACAUUGCAUCCUAGGCAAUCUGUAUUUAAGCUGAUUAUGAACAAGAAUGAUCAAAAUAAACAACUGGAAAAAGAAAUUAAAGAACUAGAAUCUAAAAUCAAACAGCAGAAAGCCAGGCAUACUGAUACAGUUCUUACCAAGGAAUCUUUGCACUGUAUCCAUGCUGACUCUCCAGCCCUGAAACCUUCCCUGUGUUUUAAGAAGGAGCAGACCCUGCUACCUGUGAAUGAUGCUAUUCGAACUAUAGAGGGCAGCAACACAGCAGACAAUCGCUAUAGUGAAUAUGCUGAAGAGUUUUCCAAAACUGAACCUGCAGUUGUCAGUUUGGAGUAUGGAGUAGCAAGGAUGACCUGUUAGUUAUCACAGUGAAGUGUAUUUCUUUUUGGACGGACUAAACUGCAAGAGAUGGAUUAUUAAAGGAUGGUCUGUGCUGCAUGACCAAAAGCUAAUUUAUCUAAUGUUAGAUUUUAGAAUAGAACAGCAUGCAAAUUGCUCUUGUGAGGGGAAUAAGUCAAUCUGAUUUCAUUUAGAAAGGGAUGACAUUUGUGAUAAAAAGAAAUGAGCACUAUUUGAGAGAUGUUAAUAAAAAUGCAAUUUGCACUGUAGCCUUGAAAAUUGAUGUUAGUUUAUGAUGUUUAUGUUUAUUAUAGCUAGAUGAUUCUGUGUUUCUGUGAACAUGAAUUACCUUAAUUUUAAUUGGGGAAAAAAGUCAACAAAAUGAUUUUUUAUUUACUCUGUAACUGAAAUGAUACAUUUACUUAUCCACAAAAAAUAGAUUCCUACAGAAUUUGGUAAAUAUUGAUGUUUAAAGUUGAAGUGCCAUGUUAAAUAUUCUGAAACGGGCCUUAAUAUAUAUAUACAUAUACAUAUAUGUGUGUGUAUAUAUAUAUAGACACACACAUAUAUGUGUGUGUAUGUAUGGGGAGUGGAGAGCAAGAGUAGCCUUGUUAAGAACUUUCAUAUGAAUAUAGAAUAUUCUAAGAAUCUCAUGGUCUGAACAGUUUUGAGAAUUACAAAUAUGUUAAAUCUAAAAUUAGUAAAACUUGAUGAUUUUUCCAUUCCUUUUUUUUUUUUAUAUUACCAUUUUAGAUCAUUUACAUGUAUAGAUUAUUGGUUUCAAGUGCAUGUGCCAGGAUAUUUAAGACUGUGGCUUGUAUGUAUCAAUUAUUGCAUUUCAUGAAUUAUCAGUUUGCUGUGGUGAAUUUUCUUUUUUUGGUAAAAAUGUGUGAAGUAUAAAGAGCCCAAAACAAUAACACCCUAUAAUACAUUUUAUUCUUUAAAGAAAUAAUGAAAAACACAUUAUAGACUGUCAUUGAAGAAAAGCCUUAUCCCUCAUAUACUGUUGUCCUUAGUUUGUCUUAGUUAAAAUAAAAUCUUUUAACAACAAAAUAAGAGGAACAGGUAGCUUAGGUUUGCUUAAAAGUGUGUUAUUUUCAAAAAAUAAUUCACUUGAGCAUAGGAUAUUUUUCUUCUCUUUUUAAUGAGAGGGGAAACCGUAGGAAAAGACUUUUAAUAACAUAUCUUGAAAGGUUUGUUUGACAAGUUUUAUAACAGCUUAUUCACAGCUAAAAUAAAAUUCUCCUUUAUCUCCUCUAUUCCUAGCCUUUAUAUGCUUCAUAUAAUCAUCACUGUUUCCCUAGUAAAAAGGAAAAGCAGUUUUCAAAACUGUACUACUAACAAAUGGUGGAUGCCUUAUUUUGAAUAGUAGUAUAAGCACAAAAAUUAGCAUCUGGUUAUGGUUCUCACAAUAUGUACCUUAUCACUACAUGGAAAAAACAAAGAGUUUUGAGUUAUCAUUUGUCCACUUCUGUAAAUUUAUUUCAGCCUUCCAAGAAAGCACGAUCACACACAAUUGCCAAUCUCAACUAAUUAAUGUGCUCUAAAUCAGAGUAACUUGGGUAGCACAAUUUAAGAAUGAGUGUUGGGAAAGCUAUAUAGGAAACCUCAUGUUCUGUCCUACUCUUAAAUCUGUUAUGAUGAAUUUUAAUCUUUCAAAAGCAUUAAAGUUUUUCAAAAGGAAAAAAGCCUUACUUUAUAGAAGAAUUUAUUAUGUAAUCCCUAAAUGGCUUUCCAGAGCACACUACAUAAUAAUAACACUCCUUUAUAAAUACUAGCAAAAAAAUGUUACAUGUUCAAUUUGUCUGUUAGCAAUGUUCUCUCCCUUCCAACUACAAGCUUCAGGACAGGGAGCAUAAUCAUUUUUGUAUCCAUUAAUAAAGGGAAACUUUGGUGCCUUGUUACUUGCUGAUUUGGGUAUUGAAGUCUUUGAUGGCAAAUUUCUUGUAUUUUGCUGGUUUAUUGUUUUAAUCUUUAAACAGACAGUAUAUACACACAAAUCACUUAGCAUUCACAGUGUCCUACAAAGUAAAUGUUGGUAAAAAUGAGAUUGUGUGUAUGUCUUGUAAAGUUAUCUUUACAUUCCAUGUGUAUGGGAAUCAUAACAUAUAUAUUAUUUCAUAUAUAUUAUAUAGAGUUAAUUAAAUGUAUAGCUUCUAUUUUGAAA
Antechinus flavipes (yellow-footed antechinus) is the source of this 4288-nucleotide messenger RNA. RefSeq names its product myotubularin related protein 6 (gene MTMR6). Gene Ontology annotation, biological process: dephosphorylation. Bases 160 to 2142 code for a protein of 660 amino acids. The record is from RefSeq and is a predicted model, not a curated record. Gene Ontology annotation, molecular function: phosphatidylinositol-3,5-bisphosphate phosphatase activity. Lineage: Eukaryota; Metazoa; Chordata; Mammalia; Dasyuromorphia; Dasyuridae. Gene Ontology annotation, cellular component: nuclear envelope. The transcript is spliced from 15 exons.